AUGGCUUACUACCUUCUCUACUUCCUCACCAUAUCGGUUGUUGUGUGUGGCACAGCGCUCUACCUCACCCGGUCCCGAUGGCUACAUCUACUGCCCGUUCCCGACUACAUUUACGAUCGUCUCCCCUCGACGUUUGCUGGCGAUGUGGAAGCUGGUCUGGUCUCAUCCGAGUUUGAUAUCUCCGCCAAUAUUGCCGAGGGUGACACCAGGGCGGGCUUGGAUGAUCAGGCCAAACGUGAAAUCUUACGGAUCAUGAAACGGCGAAGAGUGGAUUUCAACGAAGGUCGUCGGAUCUACAUGGAGCAGCGCUUUUCCAAAAACAAUAUCGGUCCUGAUGGCCGACCUAGGGACCCAAAGUUCGUGUCGUUUUCUUGA
Molecule: messenger RNA, 375 nt
Organism: Aspergillus luchuensis
Lineage: Eukaryota; Fungi; Ascomycota; Eurotiomycetes; Eurotiales; Aspergillaceae
Product: DUF2015 domain-containing protein
Exons: 2
Coding region: 1-375 (124 amino acids)
Source: RefSeq, a predicted model, not a curated record